CCUAGCUCUAGCCUGCUAGGUCCUGUGGCUGGCUGCACCCCAGGCGGCCUCAGCUGCUCAAGCCAGAGGAUUGACUUCCUUCCCAACCCCCAAGCAGCUUCUCGAGUUGGGGAGAGAGUGGACACAGGGGUUUGAGCAGGGGCAUCUCGAAUAGGCUCCACACAGGCCUAGCCCCUUGCCCACCACUUGGAUCUCUCAGUAGCUAUUGCCCCCUCCUGGGCCCCAGCCAUGAAACUGCCCAAGGGGGCCAGGAACUCUGUGUUCAAUGGGCAGGGCCCAGAGGAGAAAGUUCAGGUGCCCUCAUGGCAGGAGGUAAAGCAGACCCCUGUGAUCAUGGCAAUGAUCAAAGGUCCGGGCCCAGCCAAGUACCUCCUGCCAUCUUGCACUGGCUACUUCCACCAUGACAUCUCCAUGUUCCAGGAGCCAGCCUAUACUCUGCACACCGGACACUCGGAGAAGCGGGUCAUGGACAUUUGCAGCCCUGGGCCUUGCUAUUUCUUGGAUCCCAAAAUAACCCGGUUUGGAAUGUCCAGCUGCCCGCAGGUUCCCAUGGAGGAACGCAUCUCUAACCUGCGCCUGAGGCCCAACCCAGCCCCCUGCCAUUACUACUUGGAGAAGACCCACCCACCUGGGGAACGCAGGGCUCCCCAGUAUGCUUUUGGCUACCAGUGCCCAUACAGAGUGAUGGACCCCAAUCCAGCCCCCAACCAGUACCAGCUGCCACUCUUUCUGGGGCCCAGCAACCCCGUCAGCCGAGCAGCUCCUUGCUAUAGUUUCGCCUCGGGGCACAAGAACUGGUUCUACAAGGAGAACGUGGCAGGAGGCCCUGGGCCGGCUGUGCAUGCCCGGCCUGAGCCCUCCGUUUACCAGAACCGCAGCCCCGUCUACAACAUGGCCAAGCGAUUCGCCUACCCGAUGGACCACACACCUCGGCCUGGCCCAGGCUCACACGACGUCCAGCAGGUCACGGUGCACAAGCCCCGCACACCUGCUUUCACCAUGGGCAUCAAGCACUCACCCCACCUGUGCCCGCUGGUCAUCGACAUUCACGACUAAGGCCCCUCCUGGGGCGCUCAC
Zalophus californianus (California sea lion) is the source of this 1077-nucleotide messenger RNA. RefSeq names its product outer dense fiber of sperm tails 3 like 1 (gene CIMAP1C). The record is from RefSeq and is a predicted model, not a curated record. The coding region runs from base 229 to 1056 and encodes 275 amino acids. Gene Ontology annotation, cellular component: cytoskeleton. NCBI's taxonomy places the organism in Eukaryota, Metazoa, Chordata, Mammalia, Carnivora, Otariidae. The transcript is spliced from 4 exons.